This is a messenger RNA of Podarcis muralis (Common wall lizard), 6738 nucleotides long. RefSeq names its product ubiquitin specific peptidase 54 (gene USP54). Gene Ontology annotation, molecular function: cysteine-type deubiquitinase activity. The record is from RefSeq and is a predicted model, not a curated record. Gene Ontology annotation, biological process: protein deubiquitination. Lineage: Eukaryota; Metazoa; Chordata; Lepidosauria; Squamata; Lacertidae.
AGCGGUUGCCUUGGCUCCCCGUAGCUAUAGCAGUAGUGACACAGAGGCCCGAAGGGCGAGGGGGGCGGGGAAGCAGCCGAGGAGGCGAGGCGAGGCGAUGCUCUUCGCGAGAGACGCUCCUGAGGGGGAACGGGCAGGGUUGGCCGGCGCUAGGCAUUCCAUUUGCAAGAGAAGGAACAUUAGAAGAAACUGCUCAAGUUCUACGCAGGACGUUAAAAGAACUUCAGGAAGACCUUUUUCUGCUCGGAUUAAAGAACAUUAUUCUUGAAUCUCUCCUUUGCUCAGCUUCUAAAGAGCCACUUUGCCUGAAUCAGUAUUCCAGCAAGAAACUACUGACAAGAAGCAGUGAGGGGGUUGGCUUUUCUUUACUGGAUCUUUUCUCUGUUGGAUUUGUCUCAUCAGUCUGAGAAGAUUUCAAAAGAAAGGGAAGUUGUUUUCGUUUUUGCUUGUUUUGUAUCCAUUCUGAACACUUGCAAUUUUAUUAUUUGCAAAGUGUUACCUGAAUUGUUAUUAUUUUUAUACUAAAGGGUGGCACAUAAUCACAACGCUCCUUGAAAGACUAUGACUUCUUUAAGUUUGCCUUCCAUCUUUUCAGCUGUUAUGACAGGUGUUUCUCUGCAUGGACUGUAGUUUUAUAUAGCAAAAUUAGCAGCAUUUGAAGAAAAUUAUGGUUUACUAUACCUUGAUGCAAUACAAAUGAGAAAUCUGGAGACAGAAUUUUGUUUUGGUGUUAUGCAAGCUACUUCUGAUUUUGAAUCAAGGAAAGGACUUUGCGUACAUAACAUGCAGGUAUAAAACCUUCCAUAUGAUAAAGACUGAAGUGUGAAAGAUGUCUUGGAAGAGGAAUUAUUUUUCAGUGGGACGGGGCACUGUACAAGGGAUGUUCACUCCACGUAAUACAACAUCUAUAGCACCUAGUAAAGGUCUCAGCAAUGAGCCUGGACAGAACAGCUGUUUCUUGAAUAGUGCAUUGCAGGUUCUCUGGCAUCUGGAUAUAUUUCGACGUAGUUUUCGACAACUUACAACACACAAGUGUAUGGGAGAUUCCUGUAUAUUUUGUGCUCUCAAAGGUAUCUUUAACCAGUUUCAGUGCAGCAGUGAGAAAGUGUUGCCAUCUGAUGCACUUCGUAGUGCUCUUGCAAAGACUUUUCAAGAUGAACAGCGUUUCCAGUUGGGCAUCAUGGAUGAUGCUGCCGAAUGCUUUGAAAACCUCUUAAUGCGGAUUCACUUUCACAUUGCAGAUGAGUCUAAAGAAGACAUCUGUACUGCCCCACACUGCAUUUCACAUCAAAAGUUUGCAAUGACCCUAUUUGAGCAGUGUGUUUGUACCAGUUGUGGUGCCACCUCUGACCCAUUGCCCUUUAUCCAGAUGGUACAUUAUAUCUCGACCACUUCACUCUGCAAUCAGGCAAUUUGCAUGCUGGAAAGACGGGAGAAACCCACUCCAGAUAUGUUUGGAGAGCUGCUACAAAAUGCCAGCACCAUGGGGGACUUGAGAAACUGUCCGAGCAACUGUGGGGAAAAGAUUCGCAUUCGUCGUGUACUGAUGAACUCUCCCCAGAUCAUCACUAUUGGGCUGGUGUGGGACUCGGAUCACUCUGAUCUGGCUGAGGAUGUAAUUCACAGCCUCGGCACCUGUCUUAAACUGGGAGAUCUUUUCUUCAGAGUAACUGAUGACAGAGCAAAACAAUGUGAACUGUAUUUGGUUGGAAUGAUCUGUUACUAUGGAAAACAUUACUCUACCUUCUUCUUCCAAACAAAGAUCCGCAAGUGGAUGUACUUUGAUGAUGCUCAUGUCAAAGAGAUAGGUCCAAAAUGGAAAGAUGUUGUGACCAAGUGCAUUAAGGGUCAUUAUCAACCCUUGCUACUACUAUAUGCAGACCCGAGAGGAACUCCAGUGUCAACGCAGGACCUUCCCACACAGGUGGACCUACAACAGUAUAGCAGGACCUACUAUGAUAGUGAAGACUCAGGGCGUGAGCCUUCUAUCGCAAGUGACACUAGGACAGACUCUUCUACAGACAGCUAUCCCUAUAAACAUUCCCACCACGAAUCUGUGGUCAGUCACUUCUCUUCUGAUUCUCAGGGAACUGUCAUUUACAACAUGGAAAACGAUGUAGCUUCACAAAGCAGCAGGGACACAGGACACCUGACUGACAGUGAAUGUAAUCAGAGGCAUAUUUCCAAAAAGGGCUCGCUGACAGACCGCAAGAGGAGUUCCAGCAGGUCUCGGAAAAAGGGAGAUGAAUCACAGCCGUCAGGAUAUCACAGUGAAGGGGAAACAUUGAAGGAGAAACAAGCCCCCAGAACUGCCCCUAAGACAUCCAGCAGUACCAGCAGGCUAAGGGAAUUUAAAGAGACUGUCAGCAACAUGAUCCACAACAGACCAUCACAGACAAGCCAGGGCUCUCCACGAACAGGGAAGGAUCAGGCUGAGAUACAGUCACUGCCCAGAGCUCUGCCUGCUCUGUCUCGAGACUGGGAAAUGGAGAGCACAAGCAGCGAAUCCAAAUCAAGUUCUUCUAGCAAGUACCGUCCAACUUGGAGACCCAAAAGGGAGUCACUGAACAUAGACAGCAUCUUCAAUAAAGAAAAGAGGAGACAAUGUGGUUACACACAACUCAGCCCCUUCUCUGAGGAUUCAGCUAAAGAAUUUAUGGAAGAGGAGCCAAAGGAGCCAAUCUCCCAAACAAGAUCAAACCAACCCAACAAGUAUAAGCAAUGGACUCUAGGUCGGGGUGCGCACUAUAUGAUGGAUCAACAACCUCGUCUGAUCCAAAGGAUGGAAUCUGGCUAUGAAAGCAGCGAACGCAACAGCAACAGCCCAGUCAGCCUGGACAUGCCUUUAUCAGAGAGCUCUAGCACCUCCAGAGAUUCUCAUAUGAAGCGACCUGGAGCUUUUGUUCCUGCCUGGCGUAACAUUCCCAAAUCACAUAGCAGCAGUAUCUUGGAGGUGGAAUCUGCACCAACUGCUAGUAGCUGGUCAAAGAACAAGCACGCCAUCGGUAAUGGCGGGGAGGUGCUUGUCUCUUCUAAGAGUGAACUGGAUGAAUUACAGGAAGAGGUGGCAAGGAGGGCUCAGGAGCAGGAACUUCGAAGGAAGCGGGAAAAGGAACUGGAGGCUGCAAUGGGCUUUAAUCCCCGCCCAAGCAGGUUCAUGGACCUGGAUGAACUGCAAAACCAGGGGAGGACUGAUGGCUUUGAGAGGUCUGUGCAGGAGGCAGAUUCAGUCUUUGAAGAGUCACUGCAUCAAGAGCAGAAGGGAGACUGUGCUGCAGCUUUGGCUCUCUGUAAUGAAGCUAUAUCUAAACUAAGACUUGCCAUGCAUGAUGCCAGCUCUAGCACUCACAGCAGAGCUCUAGUCGAUAAGAAGCUGCAAAUCUGUAUCCGAAAAGCACGGAGCCUCCAGGAUCGCAUGCAGCAACAGCAGCCAGCACAGCCGCCGCCCACCCGCCACCCGCCACUGGGGGGCAACAUGACCCAAUCUUCAAGUGAACAGACUGGCCCGCUCCAAGUACUGCUGAGCCAGAAGAUUGUACUGGAACCCAGCAGAGAAGCAGAACUUGGGUCCAGUUCUUACUUCCAUCCACCUGCUUCCCAUCAUGAAAUGCAGUCAUCCUAUCCCAAGUCCUUUCUCCCACCUCCUCCUGAAAGCAACCCCUCUUGCAAGCCUUCUCUGAACUUUCAAACUGCUUCUGCUGGUUUCAGUGAUCGAGCUCCCUCUUUUCCAAGUAGACAUGGGGUGGGUGACAGAUCCACUGGAACGGAGAAUGAAGUCUGCCAUGAUCCAGUGCUAGAGGGAGUCUCUCCCGCUAGUCUAAAAGACAAUAAGGAUUGCAGCAGUAGCAGUAAGCUCGAAGAAGUGCAUAACAUAGUGGCUUCUCUCACACCAUAUUGCAAAUUGAAAAGUAACAUGGUAAACUCUGGAUCUUUGCCUACGCUCGUCCCCUCUUCACAUCCAGCGCAAGCACCAUCUGAUAAAAACAGCAUUCAUAAUCCAUGCUUCAAACCAUCAAGUUUUUCAGAGAGGCCUCUUGUUGAGCAGCAGUGGGCCAAUCACGUCAUAACCCUGACUUCUCUUUCCCCUUUGCCCCACUGUCCUCCAGAUCCAUUGCAGACUGCAAAUAGGUACCCAAGAGCAAACAGCCAUGAGAGUUUACAUCACUCACAGGAAGAAUUUGUCAGUGGGGGUUCUCUGAAACCUGAGAUGAUCAGUGCUAAGGGGCAUGUUCGCUCCCUUGCAGAGCAAUUUCAGCGGUUGCAGGGUGUCCCCCAGAAGGAGGGCACUCAUGAGAAAGAAAGGGAAGGGUCUGUCUGUCAUGAUCAGUAUGCUCCAAUGUUACAACAGGAGCCCUUCAGCAACCCUCAAUUCCUAGGGCAUAGGCAGCCAGUAGUUGGAAGGCAAGAGAAUGGAAUAUGGCUUGCUGAAAAGUUGAACUCGUGCCUGAGUUCUAGAGACAAGUUCAGUUCCGGAAAUUAUUUUAGUGCUCACAGUAAAAUGUCCGAGAGUUCUGGGUCACACAAUGAAGAACUGUGUAACAAAGGGGAACAAUGUUCCGUAGAUCCUGACUUAUCCCCAGGGAAGUUCAACCACGAGGGAGAAGUGAGAGAGAUGAAUGACGGCAAUCUUGCUGGCUUGGUUACAUCUAUGCCUGUGGACUGUUGGGUAGACAAUGUUAAAAGGUAUUACAGUUCUCAGCUGGAUUGCAAGAGUGCUACCUGUCUUCCGGUGCCUAGGAACAAGUCGCCUGUGUCUCAUCAAGUAGCCUUUGGGGAGGACCCAAUACAGAAGCACCCACAGUGGAAUGAAGACACAGAACAGGAGAUGUCUGAGCUGGAGUCACUGUAUCAGGCUAGCUUACAGGCAUCUCAGACAAGCCAGUCUGUAUCGGGAAGGCUGGACAAUCCCUGGCAUCCAUUGGGCAAGACAGCAUCUGCAAACUUUCCUACCAGAAAGAUGCGCGGUGUAGCUUGCACGGGUCUUUCAAAAACACCAACAGCAGAGAUUGAACGUAACCUCUAUGGAAGCAUUGCAUCUCCAGUCUCCAAGGUACCAUACCCAAGAAACCACAGCAGAGAGCCAGAAGAGGAAAUGUACAGUGCAGAGAACUUCCGUCGCAUUGCACGUAGUCUCAGUGGGACCGUCCUCACAAACAAGGAGGAGACACUUGUUUCUUCCCACAGUUUUGAAGUGUCCAAUGAGAGGAAAAUGCCAGUGGAAGCCAGACACCGUUCCUCCAGCACCACUUCCCUCACUUUCCCUCACGAUUCUCCUCCUGUGUUACCCUUUGAUCCCCAGCACUAUUCAACCCAACUGCAGCACCUCUCCCAUGAUGCACCAGUGCCUAGCAUGGUGGGCAAGACACAUAGGCCAUCAGGAAAUCAGAAGAACAUCCAAAAAAUUUUGGUUGUGCCUGACAGGGGUGAAACUUUCCAAGGUGAAGACAACCCAGCUGUGGCACUGAACUAUGGGAGCCUCACGUACAAACAGCAGGGCCUGCCUUCUCAACUUGGGCAGAGACCUCUUCUUCAUCAACAUUUAGGAAGCAAAGAAGCAUCUGGCCCCGCUGGCCACUGGCUGCAGAUGAGUCACACUGCCAGACAAACAGCAACACUGCCAGAUAGACAAACAGUACACUGGGGAUACGCUGUUCCAACAAGCAAGGGAUCACAAAAACAUUUACUCCAGCAGCCACUGCAGCAAGGAAAACGGGAUGCUUGUGCCGCUGACUGUAGGUCGCCGCUUGGCACGAGUUACAGUACCUUAAGCAUACCUCAGCGGGCUUCAAGAGACACAGGUGGCUUUCAAGGUUGUCCAGUGCCACCCACACAGGCCAAGGCUCCAGGUCCCAGAAGGGUAGAUAUGCCCCCAGAUGAAGACUGGCGGCAGAAUAGCUAUACCUCUCAGCCUGGAGCAAGGAGAGUGUUGCCAGUGCACAUGAUAGAUGGAACUUAUUCAUCUGCUUCUGAAGCUCACCGUAGGAUGCUGGCCCGUGCAGCUGCCGCUUCCAUGCACAACAGCAACUGGUGAGGUCUCUUUAACUUCAGAAGGGAUUGCCCCCUUAUGAAACAGGUUGUCCGAGCUAUAGUUGAUAAGACAGCAAGAUUUUUUUUCAGUCCGUGUCUGUGCCAGUCUUGUCUUUAAAAGUAGCUAAUUGCACUGUGUUUCUGUACUGCCGAACCGCUGUCCAUGGGGAACUAUUUGGAGACUCCAUUCUCAGCCUCUCUCCGCAGAAAAUGGUUUCAGGCCCACUAGCAAUUGGAAGAAGAGCAAGAGCUGCAAAUGGAAUCGGUUGUUGACAACAGGCUGUGUUUAAAAGGACUUAAGUCAUGAAAAGCAUCGCUACUAAUCCCAUAUGCCAACCCAUUAUUCAGUUUUGAGUUCUUCUUCUCCGUUAGGUGGGGCCUGAUAAACUUCCCAUGUUCUCUGAAGUUAGAGAUUUGGCAGUGCUUAUGGGUUAAUGAGGCAAAUGUAUCCUUCUUUGUGUUGAGAUGUUAGGCACAGAUGACUGCCGUAGGUGCUAGUGCGGAGCUGGAAAGAAGGCAUAGCUCAUGUGUAAAUCAGGCCUUCUCCCACUUCCUCAAAGCAGACUAACAGUGCUUCAGAAAGCAAAGACUGUUAAGGCUGCACACUUAAUUAUAACAUUGUAAACACAGAAUCACUUUAACUAUUUUAGGGUCAAACAUACUUGCCUUUGUAAGUAUUUUUCAAAUAAAUUUAUGAAAUAGUUAUAUUUA